This is a messenger RNA of Cheilinus undulatus (humphead wrasse), 2213 nucleotides long. RefSeq names its product cytochrome P450 11B, mitochondrial. Gene Ontology annotation, molecular function: oxidoreductase activity, acting on paired donors, with incorporation or reduction of molecular oxygen; monooxygenase activity; heme binding. Bases 5 to 2188 code for a protein of 727 amino acids. Gene Ontology annotation, cellular component: mitochondrial inner membrane. The transcript is spliced from 12 exons. The record is from RefSeq and is a predicted model, not a curated record. NCBI's taxonomy places the organism in Eukaryota, Metazoa, Chordata, Actinopteri, Labriformes, Labridae. Gene Ontology annotation, biological process: cholesterol metabolic process; cortisol metabolic process; cellular response to peptide hormone stimulus.
AGCAAUGAAUGCCCAGAAGAACGCAGAAAGAGCAGCUAUGAGAGCUCACUUCAGAAGAAAAUACCAGCUGUCUGAGGACUACAGGGACACAAACCACCUGAGGUCUGUUGGAGGGAGAGUGUCACUCCCCCACGAGCUGUUGAAGAUCAUUCACCCUGAGAGCAAAAGCAAGGACAACGGCUUCAACCUGCUGAAGGCUUUCCAGGGACUCAGCCUGGGCACAGAAACAUUUGCUUGGAGGAAACACAACAAGACGUCCACUCCCACACCAGCGAGAGAGAACACCUACCACACUAACCGGUUCCUGGAAACAAAAAACACACCACAGCCAGCAACAACCAAUAGGAUCGUCACAGUCAGCAUUGUCGUGUUUAUGACCACAGAGAAGCUGGAGAACGUUUUAAUAGCGUUAGAACACAUUCAAGGAUAUGAGGUUGUGGAUGGAGGAGGGAAAAAGUCAGUCGCUGAGGAGUCAACAGUGAGGACAUCACUGACAGGAAACUCCAACCAGCAAACUCAUUUUGUAUGGAUCAAGAGGAGCAUGUUCAUCGGAGUGACUGUGAGUUUCAGAGCACAGGGGGCUUUAGGCUCCAGGAAUCUUUGUGGAGUCAAGCCGCAGAGAUCCCUCUGUAUGACCACAGCAGAUACGGUGGUCGAGGGAAAGUCAGAGAGAAGAAAAGGAUCAGACAGUGCUGGAGCGAGUCAGAGAAGAGUUGGUGAACAGGUGAAGAGCUUUGAUGAGAUCCCUCACACAGGGAGGAGUGGCUGGGUCAACCUGGUGAAGUUCUGGAGAGAGGAUCGUUUCAGGCAGCUCCACAAGCACAUGGAGAAGACUUUCAGCGCACUUGGCCCCAUUUACAGGGAACAUGUAGGCACCCACAGCAGUGUGAACAUAAUGUUGCCAUCUGACAUCAGCGAGCUUUUUCGCUCAGAGGGCCUGCACCCCCGUCGCAUGACACUGCAGCCCUGGGCGACACACCGAGAAACAAGACAGCAGAGCAAGGGAGUCUUUCUCAAGAACGGCGAGGAGUGGCGAGCUGACCGUCUGCUGCUCAACAAGGAGGUGAUGAUGACUGCAGCCGUGAAGCGCUUUCUCCCGCUGCUUGAUGAGGUGGCGAGUGAUUUCUGUCGAAUGCUGCAGACAAAAGUGGAGAGGGAGGGGAGAGGCGAGAAGGGGAGACGCAGCCUGACCAUGGAUCCAAGUCCUGACCUCUUUCGCUUUGCAUUAGAAGCCAGUUGUCAUGUAAUCUAUGGUGAGCGUAUUGGCCUGUUCUCCUCUUCUCCCUCCAUGGAGUCUCAGAAGUUUAUUUGGGCCGUGGAGCGAAUGCUGGCAACCACACCUCCUCUCCUCUACCUGCCCCCUCGUCUGCUGCUCCGUAUCGGCGCUCCCUUGUGGACACAGCAUGCAAGUGCAUGGGACCACAUCUUCAGCCAUGCGGAGGCAAGGAUCCAGAGAGGGUACCACCGGCUGUCAUCCUCUAAGAAAAAGGGGUCUGAGAAUGGAGCAGCUGGAGGGCAGUACACCGGGGUCCUGGGACAGCUUUUAGAGAAAGGGCAACUGUCCCAGGACCUCAUCAAAGCCAACAUCACUGAACUGAUGGCAGGAGGGGUCGAUACGACAGCCAUGCCUCUGCAGUUUGCUCUUUUUGAGCUCGGGCGUAACCCAGAGGUGCAGGAGAGGGUGAGGCAGCAGGUAAGGGCGUCAUGGGCACAGGCUGAGGGUGAUCCGCAGAAAGCCCUGCAGGGGGCUCCACUUCUGAAGGGCACAAUCAAAGAGACUCUCAGGUUGUAUCCAGUGGGAACCACGGUGCAGCGAUAUCCAGUCAAAGAUAUCAUCCUUCAAAAUUACCACAUACCUGCUGGGACGAUGGUGCAGGCCUGCCUUUACCCCAUGGGGAGGAGCGCAGAGGUGUUUGAAGACCCACAGCGCUUCUACCCCGGCCGGUGGGGCAGCAGCAAAGAGGAGGGCAUGAGCGUGGAGGGGGCAGGGUUUCGCUCUUUGGCAUUUGGGUUUGGGGCGAGACAGUGUGUUGGACGAAGGAUUGCUGAGAACGAGAUGCAGCUUUUGCUCAUGCAUAUCCUGCUGAGCUUCCAUCUCAGUGUGUCAUCCUCAGAGGACAUCAAAACCACAUGCACCCUCAUCCUCCAGCCUGAGACUCCUCCAAGAAUCACUUUCAGAAAACUCUGAUGCACAAACACAGACUCACUCACAA